GUUUAAACCCAUAAUCAGACAGAGGCUCAGAACCUCACGGACCAGAGUUCAGUAGCGCGAGACUUUAAGGACGUAUCAAAGCGCAAAGUGAAAGUGAAAGUAUUCGAAAAAUAUUCGAAAAGUGUGAAAUGCAAAUGGCGAUGACAAUGCCUAAAGAUAUAUUAUUCUAAGUGGAGCUUAAAAUCUGUGCAAAUAAACUAGAUAAAUGUGAUAUUAAAAUACAAUCAUAGAAAAGGUACAUCAAAUUGAUAUUGCAGCAGCGCAGCAGACGUUACGGCUACACGACUUGCAGCAGUUCGCGUUGGCAAAGGAAAUGAGCUCAACAACCGCGACGCCGCUGCCCGAGGCACAACGCGGGCCCCAGCCUGGUUAUGGCUGGCGCCAAGUUUACGCUGUGGCCUUUGAAGCUUAAAAAAACAAACAGCAACAGCAACAACGACAAGCACAACAACAACAACAGCCUGUGUCGAACAUGCGUUGCCAAAGGUAACAAUUUGUAGACAAAGCUCAAUUUUACAAAGGGUCGAUCGAUCAGCCAGCAAAUAGCCUAAUAAAAGGGUGCACAGCUUUAAAGGUGCUCGCAAUUGAUACUUUAAUCGUCUCUCAGCCGUAAAUUGCCCGAAAAGCCAGCCUGCAGCAGCGCAAUGACGCUGACAAAGCGGCACAGAGUUCCGAUGCUGAUGCCACUGCUGCUGCUGCUCCUCUUGGUGGGCAUGGAAAAAACUCGAGCCGAACUGGAGCCUUUGUCGGUUUCUGAGCCGAGCACUGGACUCGAUGAGGCACAGCCGGCGCGGGCUCGCAUCAAAGCAAAAACGGAAAACAUGUCCAGCGCCGGCGACAGCUUCAACAUACGUCACGGUCGCUCGCGGGCGCACAUGCUGCACAGCAGCAACAGCAACAACUACAGCAACAACAACAGCAACAAUUACAGCAACAACAACAGCAACAACAACAGCAACAACAAGAGCAACAGCACGCGCUUGGCGCUGGUCAGCGACGCUGCAACAUUAGCAUUACCAUUGCCACCGCCGACAGCCGCGCCCACACAGCAGCCGGGCGCAGGCGGUCUAAUUGGAGCAGCCGUCACGCAUAAAAUACGCAAAUUGCACAAGAAGAAAAUCAAUGAGAGCAUACGCAAGAGCGUCGACAAGAGCCUGGGCAUGGUGCGACCGGUGAAGAAUCAUCGCAGCCUGGCCGAGGCCGAGCAUCUGCAGGGCCGGCCCACCGAUGUGGAUGACACGGCGGCGGCAGCGCUCAGCGAGGUUAUGCAAUUGGCGGACGAGAUUGAUUUGGAAAACUCAUUAGAGUCAGCUUACCAGAAUGUUGUCGUUGGCUUAAGCGACAAGGAGUCAAGGACGCCGGUCACCGAACCAGCCACGGCACUUGCCACAUUACGGGGCACAGGUGCUGUCAAGGACAGCGGGGCCAAGGCUGGCAUCGGUAUCGCAGCUGGCCGGCAAUUUGUGCGUGCCAACAGUGAUGAUGGCAAUUAUGAGGAUAGCGCCGAGGACGAGGAUGAGCUGUCAACCACGCCAAUGGCAACAUUUGCGCCUCGUCAUUCAGCCGCAAAUGGCCCGAGAAGUUGGCAGCUGCAGCAGACGCGAGUCGUGGGCAGAACCCGCCUGCUGCCAGUGAGCCACAACAACGGCAGCAACAGCAGACCGGAUGCCACAUCGACAGUUGCCCCAAAUUUUAAUUUACCAGUGGGCAGUGGAGCCAACACGUUGGAGUCUAGCGAGGCGGAUUACCCGCUCGAGGGCUCGGAUGGAAACACUGAAAAUGCCGACGAAAGCGAAGCAGGUGACGACGUCGAUGACAACGAAGAUGUGACGGAAGCUUUCCAUGAGCGUAGCAAUAGCACAGAAUACGCCAUUGUCAUCUGGCCGGAAACCGAGGCGGAGGUGCGCUCCCAGGCCAGCACAAGCCCACAUGAUAGUGUGGGCAUGGAAAUGAAACAGAUAAACUUCAACUUCGGUUCGGAGUCGGAGUUGGAAUUGGAGCCAGAGGCGGAUGGUGAGCCAGUGCUGGAUACUUCAGAGGUUACCAUGGAUGAUGGCUAUCCGCCGGAGGUACUGAUUGAUGACAACACCAAGCCGCUGGUCAUUGACGAUGUGGAGGGCGAUGGCGUUGAUUCCAAUCAAAUAACGGCCGAUGUGAUAAAUGCCCGAGAUAAUAAAAUUGACCUGGUAUCCAAGUUUUUACAAUAUAUAGAACAGCAGCAUUUGAUGGGAUCCAAUUGUGUGGCCGGCACCUCGCUCAAUCUUGGCGAGGGUGUGGUCGACCGUUAUGCACAGGAUCGAUUUCGUGUCGAGGCCGAGGUGGCCGUCAAUCGCGCCAACAUGCUGACCAGAAUCUUCAAGACGACGGCACAUUCGGUGCAGGAGGAUGUCAACCUGCUGCACGCCUCGGUCCUGUCCAUGGUGGAGUUUGACGAUGAUAUAUUCGCGGCGGGCAAUUGCUUUGAUUGGAACGAGCAUCCAGCGCAGCCGGGACUAUUCUGCCCGUUUGCGUAUCGACUGCCGCCACCGAAUCUGGGCGCCAUAUUUGCCAAAGAUCUGGCCAUGGAGUAUCAUUAUCUGGGCAACACAUCCGAAUGGUUCUUUCUCGCACGCAAGAACGCCGAGAAGGUGAUAGCACGCAACGAGCAAUACCUGAAAUCCUUCCACCUGUACUCGAACCGAACCGAGGAACGCGUCGAGGACGAUACGCUGGCCGUCAAGUACGAGGAUGGCCGAUGGUCAAAGCCAUAUUACGACUGCGGCGGUGGCAACAUUUGGAUGCUAACGUACACGGUGCCAUUCUUUGGCUAUGAGAAUGGCAGCUAUCACUUCAAGGGCACAUCUGGCAUUGAUAUUGACCUGCGACGCGUGGACAUCGACCAAUGCCCGCAGCGGCAUACGCCCGGCACGAAGCGACCGCUGAACAUUUUUGCCGGCACCGACAAGUGUAAACAGCGCACCACCAUGUGCGAGCCGAUUAUGGGUCUGGGCUUUCGGCGUGGCUCCUACAAAUGCCUGUGCCGCAAGGGCUUUUACUUUCCCGACGUCGCCUCGCUGCACAAGUUCUUCAAUGGCAGCCUGCUUGAGGAGGAGUACGAGAAACUGAUGCUGGGCAAGAACUCAACGUAUAACAGCAACAACGAAUACGAAUGCCAGCCCUGUGCCGAGGGCUGUGACUCCUGUGAAGAUGCCUCGCCCUGCAUUGCCGCCCUCAAUUGGCCCAUGCGCAGCAGCAUCCUGGCGCUGGCCUGCAUCGUCAUCGGCCUGCUGCCACCGGCCGCCUGGUUCACAUUUCGCUAUCAACAAGUCAAGGUUGUGCGCGCCGCUAGUCCAGCUCUUUUACGGGUCAUCGCACUGGGCGCCUUCUUCAUCUACUGCACGAACAUUGUCAUGUACCCGAAUCCGAAUCUCUACACAUGCACCGCACGCAUCUGGCUGCGCGAGAUUGGCUUCUCCCUAACCUACGGUGCACUGAUGUUGAAAACCUGGCGCAUCUCGGUGAUAUUCCGCGUGCGCUCCGCGAAGGCUGUCAAAAUAACAGAUGCGGCGCUGCUCAAGCGACUGGGCAUAAUCUGCGGUGCCAUUGGGACAUGUUUGCUGGUGCGGACUUUGGUAUCGCCACCGGACGUUGUCGUCGGACGCACUGCGGAUGACCUUAAAGCGUUUCUAUGCAAAACCGAUUGGUGGGACUAUACAUUUACAUCGAUGGAAGUAUUAUUCUUGGCCUGGGGCGUCCGACUCUGUAUCAUGGUGCGGAAGGCUCCCUCGGAAUUCAAUGAGAGCCGCUUCAUAUCAAUGGCCAUAUACAACGAGUUCCUGCUCACCUGCUUCCUCAACGUGUCCAUGCUCUUCCUGCAGUCGCCGGCCAAUCCGGAUCUGCUCUAUAUCAUAUUCUUUUGCCACACACAGCUGACGGUGACCCUGCUGCUGGCUCUCAUUUUUGGCAGCAAGGUUUACAUUGUGCUGCGCAGCGGGAAGUCGCAUCAGGAGAACAUUGGCAUGGGCGCCAAGGCAUCGGGUGCCAAAUUCAAUUUUCGACCACAAGUGCGCACCUUCGCCCAUCCCAGUUCGGUGACAACAUCAACGGCGCCUGCAGCUGGCACCACUUCGGCAGAAACCAAGCUGUCCGACCAGGAGGCCCUCGAGGAGAUUCGACAGCUGAGCAUGCAGCUGCAGCGCAUACAGGAAAUGGCACCGCCCAAGGGCGUGGCUGUGAUGACCAUAUCGAGCCUGCUGGAUGGUCUCAAGACGCCAGGUGGCAUGAUGAUAGUCGCUGCCGCCGCCACACAUGCCACCAGCGGCAAUGCGUCAACUGCCACGCGGCAAGGUGCGCUGCCGCUGCUGGCACUCAACGCCGAGAUGCAAAAGUACAGCCAGCAGCUGCAGCAGAACAACAAUGCCAAUGGCAGAGCUGCAGCCGCUGCGGCCGCUGCGCGUGGCAGCAUACCCAACAUGGUGCUAGAGACGCCGCCCUCGACGGCAACACCGACGCCCACAGCUGCCUACGAGGAGCGCGCCACCAAUACGGAGCUGAGCGGCGAUGAUUUCCGUGAACAGCUGCUGCUGCGCCGCAGCGCCGACGGGCACAUCAUCUGCAGCCGCUGCCUGGACGCGUCCAAGGAGCACUACUAUUGCUGUCCGCCGCGCAGCGCCUGCGAGCAGCUGGGCUCCCCACAGCAAGAGGGCAGCCUGAGCUUCGCCAAUAUCAAGCUGGAUUGCAUGUGCUCCCAGUCGGAGGAUCUAGACCAGACGCAGACGCAGCGGCGACGACCCGCUGCCACGCGCACAGCAGCCACCAAUACGCCGCCCAGCAGCUGCAAACGUGGCGCUCGCAACCUACUCGAGGCCGAGGUUAGCAUUUCGUAUCAAAUUUGUGAUAACUGUAGAAGUAAGUAUAGGCUUAGCGAUAAGCCGGCCCCGGCCGGUAGAAGACGCAGCGGCAGCUGUACACAGGCCGAGCCACUGGCGCCGCCAACUCAAACGAGAAGCAGCGAGCUGCUGGAUCGUACCGAGACGGUUGUCAGUUGUGUAGCUGUGGCCAAGGUGGCACGCUCCACGGAUGACAUAGCCCUGUACACGAGCAACAUCUUGGCAUUGGCAGCGGGUGGGGGCGGUGGAGACAGCGAUAGUGAGCCGAUGGCACAGCCAUCAGCCGAGGCGACCAUGUCGCUGGGCAACGUGUCGAACGCAUCAAACAAUUCGACUAGCCAAACGGACAAGACGAGCGGCAGCGGGUCGGGUCGACCCAAGCGACCCGACAAGCUGAUGCUCGAUCUGAAUGAUCGGUCCAAAUACACCAAGGAGGUUUCUGUAUAGGACGUGAGGAGUGUUCUUUGAUCGCAAAUCGAUAAAUGAUUAUGUUAAUGGAAAUUAAAUAACAAAAGACUUUAUGAAA
Messenger RNA from Drosophila montana, 5394 nucleotides. RefSeq names its product probable G-protein coupled receptor CG31760. Gene Ontology annotation, biological process: G protein-coupled receptor signaling pathway. The record is from RefSeq and is a predicted model, not a curated record. Bases 645 to 5315 code for a protein of 1556 amino acids. The transcript has 14 exons. NCBI's taxonomy places the organism in Eukaryota, Metazoa, Arthropoda, Insecta, Diptera, Drosophilidae. Gene Ontology annotation, molecular function: G protein-coupled receptor activity. Gene Ontology annotation, cellular component: membrane.